GCCUAAGCGCCCGCCGCGCCCUACGUAAUACCGAGCUUCAGCCGCGGAGCUACGCCACAGAAUCGUACUCCAGCAUCCGCGCCCGCCGAGCUCGGUCCCCGCAACCAUUGGCCCGCCGACUCUCUCGCGCCUCGUAUUAUCGUAAUAUAAAUUGACCAACCGCGGGGCAAAUUCGGUUAGUUCGUUAAAGUUGAUUAAAGCCAUUUAACCGGGACGGACACCGCGAAACGAACGGCGCGGGCGACGAUUCGGGCCGCGAUCGAAUGAGCUGAAGUGUUCGCCGGGCCAACUACUCGAUCGGGCUCCGCGGGCCGACGGCCGCGGCAGGCACCGGCGCGACGGAGCCGAGCGAGGCGCGCACGGAGGGCGCCGGCCCGCCCUCGACGGACGGCUACAUGUACGUGUGCGGCGACGGCGCGGGCCCCGGCCCCAGGUACGAGUGCUUCGAGGGCGCCGGCCUGGAGCAGCCCACCUUCGAGGAGCACAUGUUCGCGGAGUUCGGCAAGGAGCGCGCCGUGCAGGUGGUGGUGGGCGACGUGUACCGGGAAGACCUGCCGCCGCCCUGCUUCCCCGACCCCAAGCGCAAGGACGAGCCGCUGCUGCUGGCCGCCGAUGCCGCGCCACCCGCCCCCCAGCCGCCGCCCCAGGCCCAGACCACCUCCAAGAAGAGCGACAAGAAGAAGAACGACAACAAUGGAAUAAAGAAGAAGAAAACGAGGACGACGUUUACGGCGUACCAGCUGGAGGAGCUGGAGCGGGCGUUCGAGCGCGCGCCCUACCCCGACGUGUUCGCACGGGAGGAGCUCGCACUCAAACUCAACCUCUCCGAGUCCAGAGUACAGGUUUGGUUUCAAAACAGAAGAGCAAAGUGGCGCAAGCGGGAGCCGCCGCGGAAAACCGGCUACAUCGGGUCCAGCUCGCCCAGCUCCACCACGCUGGGGGGCGGCUUCCCCGGCAUCGCCAGCAACAUCCCCGCCUUCCCGCAGAACGGGCUCCCCGCACCGGAGAACUCCUGGUCCUACCAGCACUCCUACGAGCUGUCGUCCCACCACCUGCUGUCGUCGGGCGGCGGCGGCUACCCCGCGUUCAACGCGCAGCCCGCCUACUCGUACACCACGGUCCUGAACGGGCACGACGGGCAGAUGUUCGCGCCGCGCCACUACGAGUACAGCGAGGGCAGUCCGCCGCCGCUCGCCCGCGACUACCCCAUGAUGGCGCACUCGCCCCAGAUGGAGGCGCACGCACACGACGACAAAAUCGACUACAGGGUACACGAGCACGAGGACAAGUACGCGUGUGCGCUGGAGGAGCAGCCGCGGUACGCGCCGCCCGACGACUACGACAAGUGCGCGAUGGUCGACAAGUACGAGUUGGAACGACCCGACGCCGUCGUCGUCAAGAUGGAGCCCAGCUCCGGCCAGACCUACGCCUCCUCGCUUCCCCCUUUUUUGAAUUGAAAUACUCCUUUUCGAAAUUAUCGUGAGCUCGAGCAAUUUCGAAAAGGAGUAUGGUAGAGAAUAUUUUUACACGUCGGAAUCAUUUGGAGAUCUCACAUGAUUCGUCGACAGAAUUCUGUAGUAUAUAUACCUAUUGGGUAGAUACAUUUUUGCAACUGAGGAAUUUUGUAUAUUUUUUUGACCAAAUUCUAUAUUAUCGCAUGGUCAGCUUGAUUGUGGGUUCUUUAAAGCGAAGUCUAUAUUCGUAAGGAAAAGUUAAUCUUAAAAUUUUAAACGAAUGUUUUGAUUGUUGUGUGUGCCUUAGCAAAUCGUAAAAUUUAUAUUAUCUAGGUCUAAGUUUUGUACUUUAAGAACUGCCAGCUAGGUUAAAUUUAAUAAAAGAAAUAUACCUUGCCACAAAUCAAUAAAA
Molecule: messenger RNA, 1866 nt
Organism: Aricia agestis (brown argus)
Lineage: Eukaryota; Metazoa; Arthropoda; Insecta; Lepidoptera; Lycaenidae
Product: homeobox protein prophet of Pit-1
Exons: 4
Coding region: 396-1457 (353 amino acids)
Biological process (GO): regulation of transcription by RNA polymerase II
Molecular function (GO): DNA-binding transcription factor activity, RNA polymerase II-specific; RNA polymerase II transcription regulatory region sequence-specific DNA binding
Source: RefSeq, a predicted model, not a curated record